AUGGAGGCCGAACAUCUUACCAUUCGCAAUCUUACGUCCACUCCAAUCACAUUGAAGCAUAUCGAACGCUUCCAUGCGCCUGGGAGAUCUUUUGACGAUGUCCAUACCUUUGCCAGGAAUUUCACACGGGUUUUGACCAAUGUUACACGCGCGGAUACGCCAGUUGCAGCGUUGACCGAUGAUACCCAGCCUUUUGUUCAAGAAGAUGUUGAUAUCCAUGUUGCACCUUUUGAGUCGGUCCAGACCGAGCUUCCCCCGUUUAUUGAUUCGAAAAAGGAGCGAAUGCGCUGGGUCUUCGAGGUGGAAGGGGAACGGCAUCAAAUUCAGACCCCAGUCCCGACUACUGAAACUGCUACUAUGAAAGCGCUGUGCGAUGACCCUAAGUUCAAGUUGACCGGAAUUUACGUGACAGCAGCAUCCCACCUCACUCUAUACUCUUCAGCCAAUUUGAAUGCCUGGAUGGGCGAGCUAAAGGAUGACACACUGCUUUCCUCUCUUUCGAUUCCAGGCACGCACAACUCCCCAACCUGCCAUGUUGCGGCACCGUCUGUUCGGUGCCAAGCAGUCAGCCCUCAGGAACAGCUCAGGAACGGUGUUCGAUUCUUCGAUAUCCGAGUGCAGCCUCAAUAUCCAGAAGACCCCGAAAAAGAUGAACUUGUCCUUGUGCACAGCGUCUUCCCCAUCUCUUUAACCGGCAACAAAUACUUCCGCGAGUUGAUGCGUGAAGUUGACGAGUUCCUCGAGAACAACCCCUCAGAAACACUUAUCAUCUCCCUCAAACGCGAAGGCCCAGGAAACCAUACCGAUGAACAGUUGAGUAGGAUCAUCAACGACCAUUACGCACAUUCAGAAAGCAGGUGGUACACAGAGCCCAAGAUCCCCACCCUAGGUGAAGUACGCGGAAAGGUCGUUCUCGUGCGUCGGUUCAACAUCCUGGACGACCUGAAAGAAAUGCAUGACGGAAAGGGGUGGUGCAUCGAUGCCAGUGGUUGGGCGGAUAAUUGCUCUGAAGCCACCUGUCCCAGCGGACAGCUCUGCAUUCAAGAUUUCUACGAGGUCAUGGAAACCAAGAACAUCGACAAGAAGAUCCAGUAUGUGCGGGAGCAAUGUGAACGCGCAGGCCGGACUCAAUACCCGUUCGGUGUGCUUCCAGAUCCUCUAGCAACACAAGCACAUCCCUUCUAUGUCAAUUUCCUGAGCGCCAGCAACUUCUGGAAAAUGGGAACUUGGCCCGAGAAGAUCGCAGCCAAGCUGAAUCCCGCCACCGUGGAGCAUCUAUGCAGGAUGCACGGAGAAGGUGACGGGGACUGGUCCACUGGUAUCCUUGUUACAGACUGGGUGGGCUUAGAUGGUGAUUGGGAUCUUGUUCGAUGCAUCGUGGGUAUGAAUGCCCGGCUUCUGUGGAGACAGUUGCAGGAUGACGAGCAACACAGUGACAGCGAUUAG
Messenger RNA from Aspergillus sclerotioniger CBS 115572, 1446 nucleotides. Its product is annotated as phosphatidylinositol-specific phospholipase C. The record is from RefSeq and is a predicted model, not a curated record. The transcript has a single exon. Bases 1 to 1446 code for a protein of 481 amino acids. Gene Ontology annotation, molecular function: phosphoric diester hydrolase activity. NCBI's taxonomy places the organism in Eukaryota, Fungi, Ascomycota, Eurotiomycetes, Eurotiales, Aspergillaceae. Gene Ontology annotation, biological process: lipid metabolic process.